This is a messenger RNA of Nymphaea colorata (pocket water lily), 1264 nucleotides long. RefSeq lists its product as uncharacterized. The coding region runs from base 125 to 769 and encodes 214 amino acids. The transcript has 2 exons. NCBI's taxonomy places the organism in Eukaryota, Viridiplantae, Streptophyta, Magnoliopsida, Nymphaeales, Nymphaeaceae. The record is from RefSeq and is a predicted model, not a curated record.
GGUAAAGCCAGACAAAGAAAAAGGGAGAAAAUGGUGACCGAAUCAUUACACCAACAAGGGAAAAUUGAAAUCGGAGGAGGAGGUGGAGGAGGAGUCAGGGAAAGGAGUAGGGCUUCAGAGUGGGAUGGGAGACCGCCGGUCAUCGUCGUCCGGCUGGAGCCAGAUGCGGCAGGCAGCGGUGGCGGUGACGGUGACGCCAUCACCGGCGCCGGCGGCGGGCCCAGCGAUGGGAGAGGCGGGAGGAAGGGAUUCCGCGGGUCCACGGAAGGUUAUGGUGGUGGCCGACCCAACGAGGGAGUCGAUGGGAGCGCUGGAGUGGGCCCUCUCGCACGCGCUGCUCGACAAGGACCAGCUCAUCCUGCUGCACGUGGUGCCGUCGGUGACGAGGCGGAGCUCGUUUUCGUCGCUGCUGAAGUGGCCUCCGGCGAAUUACCCCGCGGUUGGCGGUGCUGAGGGAGGCGGAGGAGGUGGCGUUGUUGGCUGCGUCGGCGGCGGUGGGGAGAAGGACUUCCUGGAGGCCAUGAAGGCGGCGUGCGAGUCGAAGCUGCCAAAGACCAGGGUUGGGGUAGAGACUGUGGGGAUGGAGGCGGAGGGGAAGGGCCCUACCAUUCUCAGCCAGACCAGAGCCCACUCCGUCGACCUCCUCAUCAUCGGCCAGCGCCGGCCUACCUUCCUGGCGUGGGUACAAGCUAAGCGGAUCUCACAAGCCAGUGGACACGGCCGAGUUUUGCAUCGAGAACAGCAAGUGCUUGUGCGUUGGAGUUCAUAAGAAGGGACAGAAUUCAGGCUAUCUUCUCAACAGCAAGAAGCACAAGAAUUUUUGGCACCUCGCCUAGUAGCCAUUGACUCUUUAUUUUCUUCUUUCUUCCUUUUUGUGGUUGGAAUCGUACCGGGCCUUCCUUCACUUGAUCCCAUGCACGGCAUCCAGGUGUACAUAUAUGAUAAGCUUGGCCACGUCUCCUCCUUUUUUUGGAUUUACAACGGUGCCACUGCCGCAACAAAGGCUCGCAUUUUCUAACAUAGCGAGAAGGAUCACAUUCACCAGGUGAAGGGAAGUCGCUAUCAUGGUGCAAAACUCAUCUGAAUGUAUGAUAUUAAGAUGUAACCAGAGAUUUCAUCAAACGAGGCUUACAACUCUUAACGGGGCUACAUCGUCUUCAACAUGCUGUUACCAUUUUUAUUUUUCAUUACUAUUACAUCAUAGUUCCCAGAGGCAUUGCACAGUUGGUCGGACUGGCAUUUGGCAGAUUAAAAUUCCAAGACC